Molecule: messenger RNA, 831 nt
Organism: Acaromyces ingoldii
Lineage: Eukaryota; Fungi; Basidiomycota; Exobasidiomycetes; Exobasidiales; Cryptobasidiaceae
Exons: 1
Coding region: 148-801 (217 amino acids)
Molecular function (GO): FMN binding
Source: RefSeq, a predicted model, not a curated record
ACUUUACAUCACAUUACUGUAGAAUCCAGCAUGGUAGCCGUAUAAAAACUCCCUCCCUCACCUUCCUCCGAGAGAACGUCGACUCUUUCCUUCACUGCUGACAUCGUACGCGAGCUUCAUUCGUGUCUCACAGCAACACAUUUGACGAUGAUUCACUCACCCAUUUCUCCGGCAAUUUUUUACUGGGGGACUCCUGUCGUCCUCGUCACAACGACCAAUGAAGACGGCACAGCCAAUAUCGGUCCAAUGUCGUCUGCCUGGUGGCUUGGCGAUCGAUGUGUCUUGGGUCUAGAAGGCAACUCACAAACCACCAUUAAUUUACUGCGAACCAAGCAAUGCGUGCUCAACCUUCCCGACGAAACAAUGGUUUCUAAUAUCAAUGCACUUGCUCGCACGACUGCCACGGUGGAAAUUCCCGAUGUCAAGAUCAAGCUCGGUUAUCGAUAUGAUGGGAACAAGUUCAAGACAUCGAGACUAACUCAGCAAAAGUCGGCGAAAGUAAUUCCGCCACGCAUCCAGGAAUGUCCAGUGCAAAUGGAAGCCGAAGUGAGCGGUGUUCAUGAGCUUAUGAAGGACGGACCGUCGGCGAUCAAGGGGUUUCUGCUGGCUGUUGAAGUCAAAGUUCUACAGACCUAUGUCGACGAGAAGCUACGGCUAGAGGGCCAUGUCAACCGGAUCGAUUCUGACAAAUGGAGACCGGUGAUAAUGUCUUUCCAGAACCUCUAUGGUUUGAAGGCUGGGCAGCUAGCGGAGUCUACUCUUGCAGACAUCGACGAAGAAAAUUAUCGUCUCCCUGUAUAGAUAGGAACACGUAUGUGAACAACAAUGAGA